GCGGGCUGAGGGAGGAGGGCGGCGACGGGCGAGCGGCGAGCGGCGCGGGACACAGAGCCUUUGCACUUUUCCCACCCGAGUGUCCCCUCCAUCCCCCUCCCCACUCCACACACCCUGUUUGCCCGUGAGCCUGGGGAACUUGCAGCUUAAAGCCAGCCACCCCCACGGCAGCAUGUACCCCAGCAACAAGAAGAAAAAGGUGUGGAGAGAGGAGAAAGAACGUUUGCUGAAGAUGACCUUAGAGGAGAGACGUAAAGAAUACAUAAGAGACUAUGUUCCUUUGAGCACCAUUCUAUCAUGGAAGGAGGAGAUGAAGAUCAAGGGCCAAAAUGAUGAAGAAAGUAAUCAGGAAACACCACAAAUGAAGAAAAGUUUGAGUGAAAAGGUUUCUCUCUAUAGAGGUGACAUCACGUUACUAGAGGUGGAUGCAAUAGUCAAUGCGGCAAAUGCCAGUCUUCUUGGAGGAGGUGGUGUGGAUGGCUGUAUUCACAGAGCAGCUGGCCCCUGUUUGUUAGCUGAGUGUCGGAACCUGAAUGGCUGUGAGACUGGACAUGCAAAAAUCACAUGCGGCUAUGACCUCCCAGCAAAGUAUGUCAUCCAUACUGUAGGGCCAAUAGCCAGAGGCCACAUUAAUGGUUCCCACAAAGAAGACCUUGCAAAUUGCUACCAAUCAUCCUUGAAGCUGGUGAAAGAAAAUAACCUCCGAUCAGUUGCAUUUCCCUGCAUUUCAACAGGCAUUUAUGGUUUUCCGAAUGAGCCUGCUGCAGUCAUUGCCCUAGAUACAAUUAAGGAAUGGCUGGCCAAGAAUCACCAGGAGGUGGACCGAAUCAUCUUCUGUGUCUUCCUAGAAGUUGACUUCAAAAUCUACAAAAAGAAAAUGAGCGAGUUCUUCCCUGUUGAUGAUAACAAUGAAGGAACAUCUGAUGCUGACAUGAAAGAAGAUGCAGAAGGGCUAGAGCCUAAAGGCCUUUCUCCACCCCACAAGAAGAGCAAAGCAAAGAAACCAGAAAGUUCAAAAGACUCCAGUGAAGAUGAGAGUGGUCCAGAGGAAAAACAAACUGCAGAGGAAAUGGAAGGGCAGAGCCAAGAAGCAGGUGGGCUCAGGUUUCUUUUGAGGAGUCUCCUAGGCCUCAUCCACAGAGAUGGUGUCAACACGGCCCCUGUGCCCAGUCCCGCUUCAGAAGACAUAGCUGAAGUCCGUAAAGAGGAAGAUUCUGCAAGGGAUGACAAUACUACAAAAGACAGUGAUGUUACCAGUCAUUCUGUAUGUGACCAAGAACUUCCCAAUGGACGAGAGAAUGACUCAACAAAGAGUGAAGUAAAAAUUGAGACAGAGUCCCCAAGCUCAUCUAUGGACACAGAAGAGCUUCCAUCAAACCAAGAAGAUGCCACGAUUGGGGAACAACCAGAAGUGAUGCCCCUGAUAGAUGACCAAGAAGAGCAGGAAGGUGGAGAAGGUGAGGAUGCACCUUCUGUGCUUGUGAAAAGCCAAUGUUCCAGCGACACUGAAACUACUACAGAUCCUGAUGUUGAAAUGAACAUACAGGUUGACAGUGUAAAUGAGCCAACAGAGUGUCAGCAAGAAGAUUUCCAAUAGGGCCACAAGAUGAAGCAAAGGAACAAAGAACUGAUGCUAAAUGACAACCCUCAGCAUUGCAAGGCCUGGCCCUGGGGAACUUGGGAAGAUGAUAAUGUGUGCUGUGGAAGAGAGGGUGGG
This is a messenger RNA of Phodopus roborovskii (desert hamster), 1717 nucleotides long. It is a transcript of the gene Macrod2, whose product is annotated as mono-ADP ribosylhydrolase 2. Gene Ontology annotation, biological process: peptidyl-glutamate ADP-deribosylation; purine nucleoside metabolic process; DNA damage response. Gene Ontology annotation, cellular component: nucleoplasm. The record is from RefSeq and is a predicted model, not a curated record. Gene Ontology annotation, molecular function: ADP-ribosylglutamate-[protein] hydrolase activity. The coding region runs from base 173 to 1597 and encodes 474 amino acids. The transcript has 19 exons. NCBI's taxonomy places the organism in Eukaryota, Metazoa, Chordata, Mammalia, Rodentia, Cricetidae.